UUUCGUGGUGAUACCGCAGCGCCAUUUAUCAUCUGGCAACUAUUGAAAAUUCUUAUUAUUUCAUUGAAUAUAUAAUAAAGAAAAUUUCUCAAUAAAAUUUUGAAUAUUAGAACUGAUCAAAUUGUUGAAGUUUAUUGAAAAUGACAGACGAAUCUAACGGAGAGAGUACGUUCGAGUUUGUAGAAAAAAAAUCGGAUGAAACUGGCGAGAUUGUAAAAACUGAUUCAUUUUGCAGCUUGUCAUCGUCUACAUCGCUUUUAACACCUCUGGGUGUUUCAACGUCUACGGGAAAUUUAUUUUCAAAUGUAGCACCGCCAGCAGCAUUGCCCAGUUUUGUUUCAAAUCCUGUUACAAUUUCCUUUGAAAAGAAUCUUCAAAAUACAAAUGUAUCUGUACAAAAGCAAAAUGAAUUGGUUAAAAAGCAAAUUGUAUCAAGUACUUUGACAGAAAGUAAGCAGCAGCAGGAAGAACAACCAAUUACUUCUGCACCUCAAGCAACUACAAAUUCAACAAUGGAAAUGGCAGAAACACAAUUGCAAGAUUCAGGAAUGGUUGGUAGCGGUUUGCUCUCUUGGGUAAAGGAGACUGUAGUUAAUAGCAACGUUUUAAGUAAAGUUGCGGAAAAGGCAAAAAAUAGCGUUAAUACUAUGAUCACAACGUUAGAUCCACAGAUGCGUGAGUUCAUUUAUUCGGGCGGUGAUAUAGAAGUCGUAGUUGCUUCGGACAAGGAUGUUAAAAUAAGUCCAGUACGUCAAGCUUUUCAAGCAGUUUUUGGUAAAGCAACGGUUACUGGUAUAUCGGUGGAUUGUACUGCCAUAGCUACCCAACCAGUUGGUUUUGCUGCUGGUGUGAAGGGUGCUGAAGAGAGAAUCAACUCUGCACGUAACAUUUCAUCUUUGCCAAAGGAUAUUCCUAUUAUUGCCAUUGAAAAUUUUUUACUAGAAAUAGGUGAAGACAAGUGGUAUGAUUUAGGAGUGAUUCUUCUUAAUGAUCCAAAGCACAAUGUAAAUCUUCAAACGUUUACUCAAAUGACUCCUGUACCAAGUCAAAUAGUUGCAUUAGCACAGGAAGGAACGCCAGAAGGUUAUCCUCUUAAAUGGUCUGGAUUAUCGGUUACAGUUGGGAGUUUAAUGGCCAACAGUUUACAAGUUUCUCACAAUGAAUGGCAUCAUGCAUUAACUGGGGUUUCAAGAAGAGACGUGAUAUUUUUAGCAGUUGAAUCCCUUGCUGGAAUUUAUAAAAAUACAAUAAAUCCUGUCUAAUAAUUAAAUCAAUGCCGUCAAAAAGUAAGAAUUUGUAAAUAUAAUUAUAUUAAUACAAAAGAUAACAAAAUACGGUUCAGGUCGUUUGAUAGAAAGUACGAAUCAAAUAUAGUUUAACAAACUGAAAAUAAGAAGGAUAAAUGUCUAUAUACAAUGGAAGGACAGAUCAUCGUAAAAAUUAAUCAAUAUGCGAAAUGAGUAUAAAGUAAUUAACAUUCUAAGAAAAUUUUAAAAUGAAUAAACUAAUUAAUAACA
Vespa crabro (European hornet) is the source of this 1517-nucleotide messenger RNA. Its product is annotated as protein PRRC1-B-like. Gene Ontology annotation, biological process: activation of protein kinase A activity. The record is from RefSeq and is a predicted model, not a curated record. Gene Ontology annotation, molecular function: protein kinase A regulatory subunit binding. Gene Ontology annotation, cellular component: cytoplasm. Bases 141 to 1262 code for a protein of 373 amino acids. NCBI's taxonomy places the organism in Eukaryota, Metazoa, Arthropoda, Insecta, Hymenoptera, Vespidae. The transcript has 5 exons.